AUGAUUGACAUCGCUGUUCUCAGCUGGCAGAUGAAAGAAGAGGAACUCUAUCAAUUCUUGAUGAACGAGUUAGUGUCACAGAAGGAUCUCAUGGAUGAUAUUAGGGAUCAAAUGUUUCAUUACAUAUGUUGGGUCUACGCUGCUUCUGACCUUGUCAGUGGCAUGAGGCGUAUCCGCAAGUGGGAAACAAAAUUUAUUCCACUUUGCACCUGGUAUCUUUCCACAUUCUGUGAUCCAUCAAGUCUUCGAACAUAUCACUCGAAACAUAGUUGUUAUCCAUCUACAGUUGAGAUAGCUUUGAAGUACAUCGAGGCACAUGGAAUUCCGAAGGAACUUCUCGCUGAGUUUGAUUGCAAAGAUUUGGAGCCUCCAAGUGUUGAUGAGGCAUUGAUGAUGUUAAGAAGUAUAAAAGGUGUACGAAGAAUUGAGACGAUAGAGGAGGCAUUGAUCUAUUAUGGUUUCAAAACAAACAAAAAUGCUUUUUUCAAAGGAUAUUAUUAUGUGGUAAUGUUGGUUGUUGUGAAGGUGGGUGAAGAAGUAAUGGUUGUGUGCAUAUCCCAAAUCAGAAUCUAA
Messenger RNA from Arabis nemorensis, 573 nucleotides. NCBI's taxonomy places the organism in Eukaryota, Viridiplantae, Streptophyta, Magnoliopsida, Brassicales, Brassicaceae. The record is from the annotation of a GenBank genome assembly.